Molecule: messenger RNA, 1182 nt
Organism: Diutina rugosa
Lineage: Eukaryota; Fungi; Ascomycota; Pichiomycetes; Serinales; Debaryomycetaceae
Gene: ILV5
Product: ketol-acid reductoisomerase
Exons: 1
Coding region: 1-1182 (393 amino acids)
Biological process (GO): L-valine biosynthetic process
Cellular component (GO): mitochondrion
Molecular function (GO): ketol-acid reductoisomerase activity
Source: RefSeq, a predicted model, not a curated record
AUGUCUUUCAGAGCUGCUGCCCGGAUUGCCAGAACCGCCGCCAUCAAGCCCGUGAUGGCCCCCAGAGCCAUGACCACCCUCGCCAGAGCCGUGGCCACCAAGCCUGCCGCCGUCAACUUCGUCGCCACCAGAGGUGUCAAGACCAUCAACUUUGGUGGUACCAACGAAGUCGUCCACGAAAGAUCGGACUGGCCCCAAGAAAAGUUGUUGGACUACUUCAAGAACGACACCCUCGCCAUGAUUGGUUACGGGUCGCAAGGUUACGGCCAAGGUCUCAACUUGAGAGACAACGGCCUCAACGUCAUUGUCGGUGUGAGAAAGGACGGUGCCUCGUGGAAGGCCGCCAUUGAAGACGGGUGGGUUCCCGGCGAAAACUUGUUCGACGUCAACGAAGCCAUCUCCAAGGGUACCAUCAUCAUGAACUUGUUGUCGGACGCCGCCCAAUCGGAAACCUGGGAAUCGAUCAAGCCCCAAUUGACCGAAGGCAAGACCUUGUACUUUGCCCACGGUUUCUCCCCCGUGUUCAAGGAAUUGACCAAGGUCGAACCUCCUAAGAACAUCGACGUCAUCUUGGUUGCCCCCAAGGGUUCGGGUAGAACCGUGCGUUCGUUGUUCAAGGAAGGCCGUGGUAUCAACUCGUCGUACGCCGUGUGGAACGACGUCACCGGCAAGGCUGAAGAAAAGGCCAUUGCCCUCGCCGUCGCUGUCGGUUCCGGUUACGUGUACCAGACCACUUUCGAACGUGAAGUCAACUCCGACUUGUACGGGGAAAGAGGGUGCUUGAUGGGGGGUAUCCACGGGAUGUUCCUCGCCCAAUACGAAGUGUUGAGAGAAAACGGCCACACCCCCUCGGAAGCGUUCAACGAAACCGUUGAGGAAGCCACCCAAUCGUUGUACCCUUUGAUCGGUAAGUACGGCAUGGACUACAUGUACGACGCCUGCUCGACCACCGCCAGAAGAGGUGCCCUCGACUGGUACCCCGUGUUCAAGGACGCGUUGAAGCCCGUGUUCGAAGACUUGUACCAAUCGGUUAAGACCGGUAAGGAAACCCAGAGAUCGCUCGACUUCAACUCGCAAGCCGACUACAGAGACAAGUUGGAAAAGGAAUUGCAAACGAUCAGAGACAUGGAAAUCUGGAGAGUGGGCAAGGAAGUGAGAAAGUUGAGACCCGAAAACAACUAG